CACACACCAUAUUUAUUUCAAAGUUAAUUUUCUCUCUCUUCACCAAAGAAAUCUAGAAAACUCUCUCAUUCUCAAACAAGCCCUAGCCGCCGCCGCCUCCUCCCUCCUUCAGUGUGUCUCCGGCGGUCGUUACAUUGCUCCACCAUCUUCAUCCUCUCCUUUUCAUCUGUAAUUAUACUCUAUCAAAUUUAUUUCAACUCAAAGAUGAUUUUAAAUUUCCCUACGACCAUCUUUUCGGCUAGAUCUUGACAUCCACGCACAAGCUUUUGAAAAUCCAUCACCAUAAAAAGAGUCCCCUCCAUCUUCUCUACAAAACCCAUUUAAAAAAAAAUCAGGAACGGACAACCUUCGCCGGUGACCACCACGCCGGAGCUUGCAACCACCGCGCCGGGAAAGAGCUUACGUGUUUUCCAGAUCUGGGUCAGAAUUUUUACACAAACACUUAAACCUGGGCUGUUGUCUUCAUCAAGUUUGUUUCAUCACUGCGAAUUGUUAAAUUUCGCGAUCUGAAUAAACCCUUCUUCCUUCUUCAGCGAUUCAAUUCAAUGGAUAAAGGAAAGGGUGUGAUGGGUUCUUCAGGACGAAGAUGGGCCGUUGAUUUCUCCGAUAACUCAACUUCUCGCGAUUUCAUCGAUCCUCCCGGUUUCUCACGCGCUUCCCUCGAUCAAGACGAUUCUACCCUUAGUCGCCAAAAGAAAGAUGCUGAAUCCAAUUGGAAAUCUCAGAAAGCUUGGGAAGUUGCACAAGCACCAUUUAAGAACUUGUUAAUGAUGGGGUUUAUGAUGUGGAUGGCUGGUAACACUGUUCACUUGUUUAGUAUUGGUAUUACCUUCUCAGCUCUUUGGCAACCCAUAAGUGCCUUACAGAGUGUUGGAAAAAUGUUUGAACCUUACAAAGAUGCUAAAGUGGAGCUUCUUGGGCCUAAGUUGGUAUUCAUUGCCCUUAAUUUGGGAGGCAUGUUACUAGGUGUUUGGAAGCUCAAUUCAUUGGGACUGCUUCCUACCCACACAUCAGACUGGGUGUCAUCCUUAGCACCUGCUCAGGAGGUGGAGUACUCAGGUGGGGGUCUAAAUUUCCGUUGAUGCUCCAGUUCUUACGUUUUUUUGUCUUCUCUUGGAGUAAUUUAAGGAGUUGGUACUGUUAGCAUGUUGUAAUGGUCACACAGGAUCUCAUUCGGCCUGAUUUGUUUCUUAUUUAUGAUUAAUGUUACCAAUACUUGCAGUCACCAAAGAUUAGACAUGGUUUGUAGUAGACUGGGUGAUCUGAAUAGUUAAUAACAACAUUUCUCUUUUUAUGUAGGAUUUGAAUAUUUGCACAUUUAUAAAUCUAUAUCUUUCUUUUACUGCAAGCCUGAUGUAAAAGGAAAUAGCAUACUAGAAAUGUUAGGGGAGGAGAAUUUUUUUAGCAGUGGGGAUCGAACCCGAAUUCUUCCUAAUGUUCUUUCAGACUCCUUUCUUUUAAAUGUCUAUGUUGAUUCACCUGUAA
This is a messenger RNA of Medicago truncatula (barrel medic), 1485 nucleotides long. Its product is annotated as ER membrane protein complex subunit 4. The record is from RefSeq and is a predicted model, not a curated record. Bases 546 to 1082 code for a protein of 178 amino acids. Lineage: Eukaryota; Viridiplantae; Streptophyta; Magnoliopsida; Fabales; Fabaceae. The transcript is spliced from 6 exons.